ACUUCACAAGCCCACUCACAGACCAAACUGCCAGUAGCAUCGCACACCGUUCAGCGAAGUAAUGACAUCUCGUGAUGCCGAGGUACGCUAACCCUUGACACGGUCGGGUCGAGUCUGUUCGGGAUAGUGGCUGCUUGUCGACAUGGGUAGACAACAGCUCCCCUCUUUGCACGCCGGCGGAACCGCAGCGCUGUACGUUGACCAGGAAAACGAUAAGAUAGUCAUCCUGUUGUUGCGCAUACGUUGCACCUCCUACGGUUUGGAACCUUGAGUCUCUUGAGUUGCAAACAUGUCCGUCGCACUUCAACGAAUAUCCCAGCUCCUCACCGUGUCCAUUGGCAAUGUCGCGCUCAAUCCCCUUGUCACAGCAGGCCUUCUCUGGGUGCUGACGAAAGGGCCUCCUGAGCUGCGUGGCCAACUAACUAGCCGGGUCGCGGCUCUUCGUGAUCCUCACAGCUAUGCGCAGAUACUCAAGGCUCUGAAAUGGUGUCUCGCACUAGGCGUCACAAGCGUUUUGAAUAAGCAGCUCAACCAUGUUGCGUUGAAUGCAGGGCGGUUCAGCACAACGUGGAAGAGUGAGAAGGCGAGAUGGAACUGGAGUCAAGAAGUUGCUGUGAUCACGGGAGGAUGCAGUGGUAUUGGGGAGUUGGUUGUGAAGAGAUUGGUUGAUAAAGGCAUUACGGUUGCGGUAUUGGAUAUCCAAAAAUUACCACCUAGUCUGCAUGGAUCCGGAAGCAUCAAAUUCUUCGCCUGCGACAUCACAGACCCAUCAGCCAUCUACUCCACAGCAGAGAAGAUAAACUCCACUCUCGGGCCCCCAACCAUUCUCAUCAAUAAUGCUGGUAUCCUGGCCACUCACACCAUCCUCAACACCUCAGACGAAUUCCUCAGAAGAAUCUUCGACGUCAACGUACUCAGCAACUGGUACACGAUCAAGGCUUUCCUACCCAACAUGGUAAAGGCAAACAAAGGCCACAUCAUAACCAUCGCCAGCACCGCAUCCUACGCCGGCGUAGCCGGCCUCGCAGACUACGGUGCGACCAAAGCAGCCAUACUCUCCUUCCACGAGUCUCUCAGCCAAGAGCUCAAACACCACUACGCCGCGCCCAACGUACUCACUACGUCUAUACACCCGGGCUGGGUCCGCACUCCGCUUCUUGCGCCCAUGGAGCAGGAGCUGAAGCAGCGUGGGGCGGCGAUUAUCGAGCCCAAGGACGUGGCGGAUGCGGUGGUUGCGAGUGUGGAGAGGUGUGCUGGGGGUCAUGUGUUUUUGCCGGCGAGUUUAGGUGGGACGACUGCUUUGUUGAGGGGGUUGCCGAGUUGGGUGCAGGAGCUUGUGAGGGAUGGGGUUACUAAGACGAUCUAUAAGAGUGCGAAGUAGAGGAAAGAAAGGGGAGAAGGUGUCAUUUUUGUUCCUCGAUAGUGUUCCUCAUCUUUGUGUUAUAUAUGAACCUAAAAAAUGUACAUGGACGUGGAGAGUAGCGAAGGGAUAACAGAAAUUGUUAAUGGCUAUCAUGGAGUUACUCUGCUGUUAUGGGGUAAGAAGUUGCUGAGCACACGAUAGCUGAAAUCGUGUAAUCGAGGAUGGUACUCCUGCUCAUCGAUGAUUUGCUGAGAUUGGGAACUCAUGCAGCCUAGGAGGGUAUGUGGUGGGACACGACCCCAAUGCGGAUACUUGGUUCUUCUUUCGGUAGGUCUAGUAGAAAGGUGUUGAAAACUGUAUGCAGU
Messenger RNA from Cucurbitaria berberidis CBS 394.84, 1728 nucleotides. RefSeq names its product dehydrogenase/reductase SDR family member 8 precursor. Bases 290 to 1381 code for a protein of 363 amino acids. The transcript has 2 exons. Gene Ontology annotation, molecular function: oxidoreductase activity, acting on the CH-OH group of donors, NAD or NADP as acceptor. NCBI's taxonomy places the organism in Eukaryota, Fungi, Ascomycota, Dothideomycetes, Pleosporales, Cucurbitariaceae. The record is from RefSeq and is a predicted model, not a curated record.